Molecule: messenger RNA, 1663 nt
Organism: Capsaspora owczarzaki ATCC 30864
Lineage: Eukaryota; Filasterea; Ministeriida; Capsasporidae
Product: protein phosphatase 2C Ptc1
Exons: 1
Coding region: 47-1582 (511 amino acids)
Biological process (GO): protein dephosphorylation
Molecular function (GO): cation binding; protein serine/threonine phosphatase activity
Source: RefSeq, a predicted model, not a curated record
AUCAUCACUGUUUAGCAUUGCAACGCACAGACCAGUUGAAGGACGGAUGCUUCGCGCAGGUGUUGUUGCUGCUGCAGGUGGAUGCAGACGACUUGCAUUGGCGCCAUCCGCGGCUCUGCACACUGCUGGACGGCGCAUGGGCGGCUGCAGCAACGCAGAAGUGGACGAAGGGCAGCAAAGAGCGGCACUUGCGAUGAUGAUGAUGGCGCGGUCACUCGUCCAGCGACCGACGAGCAGACGACUCGCCACAGGAGGAGUCAUCAGUGAGACGCGUGUGGCUUCAUCGCUGUCACUGUCAUCGUCAGCACUGUCGCUCGCAGGGGCGGCGGCGGCGCGUGCUGCUGGCGGACUCGCUUGGAACUCGACGAGCCGCGCUGCCAUUCACACCGUCCAGGCUCAGCCGGCUGGGUCAGCAGCAGCCGCGCCAAGACUACUGCCGCCGAGAUCAGAGCAGGCUGCGAGCAUUGGGCACCAGCGCGAGGAUGGCGUGGGCGCGACGGCAGACGCUCGUGCGACGCCAAUCCACCAGCAAGCGUUGCUCAAGGGUGGCGCGCACUUGAACCCAAGACCAUCGUCAGGAGCUCAUCAGACGCUACUACACGCACAAUCCAACAUGACGGAUGCGAUGGAGCGGAUAUCCGACCGAAUCGCUUCAAGUCAACAACAAGAACAACUAGCAAAGCCGCCACCAACAGAAGUUGGCAUCCGAAGCGUUGCAGGCCGCAAACCAGUCAAUGAAGACCGCUACAGCAUAGCACAAAUAUUCCCGAAUGUCAAGUUUGUGGCCGUGUACGAUGGCCAUGGCGGCGCCCAUGCUGCAGAAUUUGCGCAACAACAUUUAAUCUCGUCGAUCGUGCCCGACCCCGUCACUGGCGCCGUCGAAGCAGCACAGCUCGUCGACGCCUUUGAACAUGUCGAUGCCAUGUUUUUCAAGCGCUUUGGCCCAAAAGCAGCUCCGCCCCUGUCCGACACGAGUGAUGGCGGCCCUCAGACACAGUCUGCAGCAACCAUGCUGGAGAGCGGGACGACCGCUGUGGUGGCCAUCAUCCACAACGACACGCACGUACUAUUGGCACAUGUGGGCGACAGUAGAGCGCUCCUGAGCCACCGGGGCACCGCCAUUCCGCUGACCUACGACCACAAGCCCACCCGAGCGGACGAGUCUGCUCGGAUAGAACUUGCCGGCGGUCGGAUUGAGGGCUACGCUGUUCAGCGAGUCAUGGGCAGGCUUGCAAUGACGCGAGCGAUUGGAGAUCCGCAUCUCAAGCAAUACGGGAUUGUGCCCACUCCGGAUGUGCACGCCCGCGUCCUCACGGACCAUGACAACUUUCUCGUCCUGGCCUCAGACGGGCUCUUUGACGUCGUGAGCAAUGACGAGGUUGUAGAUGCCGUGCAAGAGCAUCAGUCGGUGGACGAGGCAGCCGAGACGCUCGUCAAUCUCGCGCUGUCCUACGGCUCUCGCGAUGAUAUCACGGUUGCCGUCGUCCGCCUUCGCGGCUGGGAGGCGUUCUGUGUUCCGUCCAGCACCACGAAGGGAUUUAUUCAAGUGAAUACGCGCAAUAUGACGCGACCAUCGUCCUGAAUGGUCGUUCUGCUCAUUUGAGGGGAUUUUUUUAGAAGCAAAAUGAUGUGCUUCUUUUGUGUGAAUACAAGACAGACAAGC